AUGCCGCUUGUCUCCAUUCAUGAUGUCUCCAGGAAGACAUUCGACUACGUUAUAAUUGGUGGGUCAUUCGCCUUCAAACUCUUCACCACUGCUGGUCUGACGCUCGCUGCGCGUCUCACUGAAGAUCCAGAUGUCACCGUUCUUGUGCUUGAGGCAGGACAAGCUAAUAUCGAUGACCCCGCCAUCCUGCGACCUGCCUCUUAUGCGAGCCAUUUCGGACAGCCGCAGUAUGAUUGGGGCCACAAAACCGUCCCACAGAAGCACUGCAACGGAACCGUGUUCCAGUGGCCACGAGGCAAAGGUCUUGGAGGUAGCUCUGCUACCAAUUUCCUCUGUUGGACCAGGCCGCCCGGCGCUGAGAUCGACGAUAUUGAGAGACUCGGCAACCCUGGAUGGAACUGGGCCACCAUGAAGAAGUAUGCUUCCAAGUCUGAGAAAUUCGUCACUCCUCCUGCUGUAGAAGCCGAGAAGUGGGAGUGGGAAUCGAGGACGAAAGGAUGGACGCUUGGCUCCGAUGGCCCGAUAAAGGCAUCGUUUCCAGGAAAUCUAUGGCCGGCCGAGCUGGAGUUCCAGAAGGUGCGUACUUUCCUUGCACCUUCUUCCCGAUCCCAACCUUAUGGCAUCUUCUUCAACCCGCAAACCGUCGACCCGAUCACGCAUACCCGCUCAUACGCUACCAACGGCUUUUACCUCCCCGCCAAAGACCGCAAAAACCUUACCGUUCUCACGGAUGCGCUCGUCCAUCGAAUUGUCACGGAACCAGGCAAGGAUGCGAAGAAGAUAUUGGCGUCGAUGGUCGAGUUGGAGUAUGAGGGGAAGGUACACGCUGUGAAGAUUUGGAAAGAGGUUGUGGUUUGUGCCGGAGGCCUCAAGACACCCCAAAUCCUCGAGCUCUCUGGUAUCGGCACGAAGGAAGUGCUCGAGAAGCUCGAGAUUCCAGUCAAGGUAGAGCUUCCCGUGGGAAAAAAUGCCCAGGAACAUAACUUCAUGGGUGUUACCUACGAGCUGAAGGACGACGUUCCUUUCGACACACUCGACAACCUUCGCAACCCCGGCGAAAUCGAGAAACAGGUCAGGCUGCACGCCCAGGGCACAGGAAUCUUCACAAUGGGCCUCAUGGGCUUCACCUUCGCCCCACUCCAAAACUACUCCCCCGCCGCUGAUGCCAUCCAUGCUGAAGUCGAACAGCACGUUCUCAAAUCCGCCAAGGAGGGAAAAUACGACGAUAAACCCGGAUUGUUGGAGCAAUAUAAGAUUCAGAUCGAGAGGACGAAGAGGUUGGCGCCCGGGUGUGAGAUUGUCAACUUCCCCGGGUUUUUAUCGUAUCCUAACCCACCGAGUCCGGGGAAGAAGUACUUCACACUGUUGUGCGCGAUGAACCAUCAGUGGUCGAGGGGGACGGUACACUGCACUACAAAAGACCCGAACGCCGACCCCGAAUACGACCCACAUUACUUCGAAGAGGAUAUCGAUCUGAAGACCUUCGUCGAAUGCAUCAAAUUUGCGAGGAGGUUGAAGGAUGUGGCGCCGUUCAAAGAUAUGAUCGUCACCGAGACUAACCCUGGACCGAAUAUUACUACGGAUGAGCAAAUCGGAGACUGGCUGAAGCAAUACAUGUCGACUACAUUCCACACAUCCUCUACCGCCUCCAUGCUUCCCCGUGACAAAGGCGGCGUUGUCGACUCCGAGUUCAAGGUCUACGGAACCGAGAACAUCCGCGUCUGCGAUAUGUCUGUUUGCCCGUUGCAGUUCGCUGCACAUCCGCAGGCCUUCGUGUACUCGAUCGCCGAGAUGGCUGCGGAUGUUAUCAAAGGAAAGCUUAAGUUGUCCGCCUAAAUCAUCACACUACUGCAUACCCCUUUUAUACUAUUUGCUGAACGAGCUCAUCAUGCACCCACGAGAAAUGAGGAUCAGGGAAGUGACGAGUUGGAAGCGGCGGUCGUGGUAGUUGUUAAUGAUAGAUGGGGCAAGACCCGGAGAGGAGGGCUACGAGGUGUCGAUCAUGGAUUCUUGUUAUAUAUCUUUUUGGAUUGGAACGGUCACGAUUGUUUUAGACUCGGAACAAAUCUGAAGUUGGACUACGCUG
Molecule: messenger RNA, 2086 nt
Organism: Stereum hirsutum FP-91666 SS1
Lineage: Eukaryota; Fungi; Basidiomycota; Agaricomycetes; Russulales; Stereaceae
Product: alcohol oxidase
Exons: 19
Coding region: 1-1836 (611 amino acids)
Molecular function (GO): oxidoreductase activity, acting on CH-OH group of donors; flavin adenine dinucleotide binding
Source: RefSeq, a predicted model, not a curated record